This is a messenger RNA of Fusarium falciforme, 651 nucleotides long. RefSeq names its product GTP-binding nuclear protein. Gene Ontology annotation, molecular function: GTPase activity; GTP binding. The coding region runs from base 1 to 651 and encodes 216 amino acids. The transcript has 5 exons. Gene Ontology annotation, biological process: ribosomal subunit export from nucleus; protein import into nucleus. The record is from RefSeq and is a predicted model, not a curated record. Lineage: Eukaryota; Fungi; Ascomycota; Sordariomycetes; Hypocreales; Nectriaceae. Gene Ontology annotation, cellular component: cytoplasm; nucleus.
AUGGCUGAGCAGCAGACCCCCACCUUCAAGCUCGUGCUUGUCGGCGAUGGUGGUACCGGAAAGACCACCUUCGUCAAGCGCCACUUGACUGGUGAAUUCGAGAAGAAGUACAUGGCCACCCUCGGUGUCGAGGUUCACCCUCUGGGCUUCACCACCAACUUCGGUCAGAUCCAGUUCGACGUUUGGGAUACCGCCGGUCAGGAGAAGUUCGGUGGUCUCCGUGAUGGUUACUACAUCAACGGCCAGUGCGGUAUCAUCAUGUUCGAUGUCACCUCCCGCAUUACCUACAAGAACGUCCCCAACUGGCACCGCGAUCUCGUCCGUGUCUGCGAGAACAUCCCCAUCGUUCUCUGCGGUAACAAGGUCGAUGUGAAGGAGCGAAAGGUCAAGGCCAAGACCAUCACCUUCCACCGAAAGAAGAACCUCCAGUACUACGACAUUUCCGCCAAGUCCAACUACAACUUCGAGAAGCCCUUCCUCUGGCUCGCUCGCAAGCUUGUCGGCAACCCUCAGCUUGAGUUCGUUGCUGCUCCCGCCCUUGCUCCCCCCACUGCUCAGGUCGACGAGAAGCUCCUGGAGGAGUACCGCAAGGAGAUGGACGAGGCCGCCGCCAUGCCUCUGCCUGGCGAGCUUUCCGACGAUGAUCUGUAA